Iphiclides podalirius (scarce swallowtail) is the source of this 282-nucleotide messenger RNA. Lineage: Eukaryota; Metazoa; Arthropoda; Insecta; Lepidoptera; Papilionidae. The record is from the annotation of a GenBank genome assembly.
AUGGUCGGCAGUGCAUCUGCUACUCGAAAGGGUCUGGUUAUAUUGGCCGGGCUGCUGCCGCGCACCCACUGCCGGCCGCUGUCCCACCGCCGGCUGACACGGGGACUUUUGGCUGCUGGGUCUCCCCCCUGGCCCGAUCCGCCCCUCCUCAGUGAGCCUGCGCCCCCCGGACUCCCCCGGGCGUGCAUGCUAAUGCCGGCCUCAGCGCGGACGUCCAGUCAACGAGGGCCACGCGGCACCGGGGCUCCCGACCUCGAAUCGUCACCACUCCCGACCUCCAAG